Molecule: messenger RNA, 1617 nt
Organism: Spodoptera littoralis (African cotton leafworm)
Lineage: Eukaryota; Metazoa; Arthropoda; Insecta; Lepidoptera; Noctuidae
Source: the annotation of a GenBank genome assembly
AUGUUAAAUUAUUUAUUGUUCUUUUCGCUUCUCGGAGUAAGUGUUUGUCAAAAGAGGCCGAAUAUAGUUUUGGUGUUGACAGAUGAUCAAGAUCUUGUGUUGGGGGGCAUGACGCCCAUGAAGAGCGUGCAACGGUUUAUUGCUGAUGAAGGUGUCACGUUUACUAAUUCGUAUGUGACCUCCCCAAUAUGCUGUCCGAGCCGCGCCAGCCUGCUCUCGGGCCUCUACCAACACAACCACAGGACAGUCACCAACAGCGAGCUCGGAGGAUGUAACGGAAUAUUCUGGAGGGAAGCCGUCCAGAAUGUCACCUUCGGGAACUUUCUGAAAGAGGCUGGGUACAAGACAUUCUAUGCUGGCAAGUAUUUGAAUCAGUACGGCACCCCAGAGACAGGUGGUCCAGAAGCAGUGCCCCCCGGCUGGACGGAGUGGCACGGGCUGGUCGGCAACUCUGUGUACUACAACUAUACCAUCUCCAACAACGGAGUGCCCACUGUCUCCACUGAUCAGUAUCUCACUGAUGUUAUUCGGGAACUGGGAGUGAGCUACAUAGAGAACCAGACGGAUCAGGACCCCUUCCUCAUGGUGUUAGCGCCACCAGCUCCUCAUCAGCCCUUCACUCCAGCACCUCGACAUGAGGGGAAGUUCAGCAAUGUUACUGCUGUUCGACAUCCCAAUUUUAAUAUUCCUGCUGAGGACAAACACUGGCUAAUGCGGAUGCCUCCCUCCCCUCUCCCGGAGUCUAUGCUACCGGAAUUAGACCGUGUCUACCGGUCGCGAUGGGAGAGUCUACUGGCGGUAGACGAAAUGGUAGCCGAUGUAGUGGGAGCGUUGGAAAAACAGGCUCUAUUGGAUAAUACUUAUAUUAUCUACACUUCGGAUAAUGGGUAUCAUGUUGGCCAAUUCUCCCAAGUAUAUGACAAGCGUCAGCCGUACGAGUCAGACACAAAGGUGCCCCUACUCAUCAGAGGUCCAGGCAUCACUCCCAACUCCUCAAACUCGAUCCCAGUGCUGAACGUGGACCUGGCUCCUACUAUACUACAGCUGGCUGAAAUACAGCCUCCGGAACAUAUGGAUGGAAAGCCUAUUAACCUGUUUGGACAUAGCGAGGGGCAGGUGGAGAGGUAUAUGCUGGUGGAAUACCAUGGCGAGGGUCGCGACGGCUCCGUGGCAGAGUCGUGUCCGUGGAAGUAUGACGGCAAUCGACUGGCGAAAAGUGUCGGUAAUGGCAGGGUGCCUGGAUUUGUGAUAGAUUUGUAUUUUUAUGGGAUACCGAUAAACGAGGAGGCGGAUGACCUGAUGGAAUGCUACCCGGAAUACGCGUGUAAGUGCCAGGACGCUCGCAACAACACGUACGCAUGCGUGCGUCACUUCGUGAACAGAAUCAACAUGAAGUACUGCGAGUUUGCCGAUCAAGAGGAAUUCGUAGAAAUAUACGACUUGAACCGCGACCCGUACGAGGUCCGCAACUCAGUGGACGAAGUGUUCCCGUCCGUGCGGAACUGGUACAGGUUCAUACUGGCGCGCCUGCAGGCCUGCGCCGGCGCAGCCAGCUGCGACAACCCACUCAAUAUCAAUGUGCACUUGUGUAACUGUAUAAAUAUAUUUUCUUUGUAG